Molecule: messenger RNA, 1560 nt
Organism: Hydatigera taeniaeformis
Lineage: Eukaryota; Metazoa; Platyhelminthes; Cestoda; Cyclophyllidea; Taeniidae
Source: the annotation of a GenBank genome assembly
AUGACUAAUGACUUAACCGAUCUUGUGCCCUCGGCCUAUACGUGGGGCUCUCGAGGACCUUCACCCGAUGGAGACUUGGGACUUACUGUCGCCGCCUGUGGAGCCGCCGUGGCUGACGUUGCGGCGUGGAAGUGCAGUGCAUUUGACCUUCUUAACGGAAGCUCAAUGAGCAGUCCCUCAGUAGCUGGAGGUGUUGCUCUGGUACUGUCAGCUCUGCGUCAAAGUGAGCUUAAUCCGUGCCUUCGAGUGCCCUUCAAUUUGUGGCGAUCCGCAAUCUUUGCCUGCUCCAAGCCCCUCCCUCAUCUCUCCCCCUUGGAGCAAGGGGCUGGACUCUUUCAGGUGGGGGCCACUUACGAGUUUCUGCGGGACAUCAUUAGGUGCGUGCCCAAACCAACUCCACCAGCACCACUGUCACAGAUUAAUCACAUAGAGUCGCUACGAGCUCCAGAGACAGCGUCAGCUCAGCUUAGCCGAUUUUCUGGUUGGUGGCUGAGCUGUCAUGUCAGUGGUCCUGGAUGCAUUGUGGAGAACUCUAGAGGUCUUCACAGUCGAGGAAUUUGGCUUCGACGAGGUUGGUUGCCGUUCUCCCAUGACUACAAUGGUGGCUAUCAGUCCCUGCCUCCCAAAAUGUCCUACACUAUCCAUCUGGAACCAAAAUUCAGCAAUACAAUUUCAGCAGAGUUUCGGCGCAAUUUCAGCCUGAAUCUCAGCGUACAAGUGGGAUAUCAGCGUUCCAACACUGGCGACAAUGUAGAGCAUCCAAAUUGGUUGCAUGUCGCACCCUUCGUGAUGCUAGCCAGUCGCAGUCGUACUUUGCCCCUUUUCAUCGAUCCUGCCGCCUUCAAGGAGGCGCCCACAGAGGUCGUGGAACUCAACCCUCCAUCACGGGUGUACCAUACUUGUAUCGCUUUUGCCAAUGCAGAGUCGACACAAUGCGAGCUGCUCGCUCUUCUUCCCAUUACAAUUCAGUUGCCUGCAGUAACCCGCUUCGACGUUUAUAAUGGGGUGCAUAGCUUUGGGUUGUGCGGUGAUUUCUCGUACACUCAGAAGGUCUGCCGAUGGUUUGUUCGCAUUCCUCGUGGCUCUACGGCUGGAGUUCUACGACUUCGUCGUGUGGACUCAGAUGGUGAUGUUCCUUGUAUGUUUACCAUCUCCGUCGUACAACCAGCACCUCUGGGAAGCGCGCAAGGUACAGGCUACGAGGUGGUGCACCGACGAAUCAACCUCGUCAGUCGCACAGCCGGCGGCGUAGGCCUGACGGGACGCAACGACCCGCCACCCGCCUAUGAGGCCGCUUCUGCUGACUUUGUCUUCGCCUUUGCCAUAGAAUGGGUGUGCGAUUGUGUGGAGGUAACCGUAGCCCAACAUCAUGGCUGUGAUACGCCAACCGCCUGUCGUAUCAGUGGACGGUUAGAAUUUCAUGGGUUGGAAGUGAGACCAGAAAAGCUUGUCUUUCACUCCUCUCAAACAUACUUUCCCAUUUCUUUGCGCUCAAAUUUCGGCCUUGAAAAUAUCAAAUUGGAUCUUGAAUCGAAGUACUGGAUACAGCCUGUCAGGUGA